AUGGCCAACUACGGAACUUCCAUGAUAGACAUCCAGCGGGACCUCAUUCUCAACACCAUCCGCACUACCGUUCGCGGCGACGUACGCACACUUGGACUCUGCGCAUGCCAAUCGCUAACCCCCCAACAGUGGAAGAUCCUCAUAGUCGACGAAGACAGCAAGAAGCUCAUAGACAAUGUGGUCAAGGAAGAUGACAUCCUCGAUCUCAACAUCACAAACAUUGAGCGCCUCGAAGAACGGAGAACCACACAACGGGACAUGGACGCCAUAUACAUACUCUCGCCUAAGCCGCAUAUUGUCGAUUGCAUCAUGGCAGAGUUCGAGCAGAGACGGUACCGGGGCUUCUUCCUCAUAUGGACAACAUACAGGACUAAGAAUAUGGCAGUGCUCCCACCACCGCUGAAGGAACGAAUCGACCGCUCGCAGAUGGCACGGGAACAAAUCAGGAGCUUCAGGACCGUGCAUCUCGACUACCACCCCCAAGAGUCACAUCUUGUAACCUUCAAGGACCCCUGGAGCUUUCCCAUACUAUACCACCCAGAGUGCAACAAUCUAGUCGUCCGGCAUAUGGAGGAAAUGGCAGAGAAGAUUACAGGAAUCUGCGUCGCGCUUGGCGAAUAUCCUAUCAUUCGAUAUUACCGGCCACGCAACCCAACACACGAGGCUAGUGUGCUCUGCUCACACCUCGCGCGCUUCGUGCAAGAUAAACUCGACAUGUAUGCACAGUUUAACCAGGACUUUCCCCCACAGUCUAACCGGCCUCGUGGGGCACUUUACAUCACUGACCGCUCCAUGGACCUUGUGGCGCCCUUUGUACACGAGUUCACCUACCAAGCCAUGGCUUUCGAUCUGCUACCCAUCAACGAUGCCGACAAAAUCACAUUCAAAACCAUGAUCAACGAAGGAGAGGAAGAUGCCGAAGAGAAAGAUAUGGAGAUUACCGACAAGGACAAAAUAUGGGUCGAGAACCGCCAUCGCCACAUGAAGGAUACCCUCGAGAAGAUCAUUGGCGACUUCAACAAGUUCAUCAAGGACAAUCCUCAAUUCACUAAUCCAGAAGAAGCCACGGGUAUGGCUGGAAUUAACCAGAUCAAGGACAUGCUCGCUGGAAUGCCGCAAUUUCAGGAGAUGAAACAAGCCUAUUCACUGCAUCUCACUAUGGCGCAAAAAUGCUACCAGAUUUGGCUACCAUCGAACAGUGGUCUGGAUGAAGACUAUCGCAAAGCAAAAAAUAUGGCUGACCAGGUCGUGCGAGCUUUGGACCAAGAGGGUAUCACAGCUUCUGACCGACUCCGUCUGAUUGCCAUGUACACUUUGUAUAAAGAUGGAAUCCUACCGUCUGAUCUGGAAAAGCUCUUGUUACACUCACAACUUCCGCCAACGGACGGUGCCGUUGUCGCCAACCUAGACCUCAUCGGCGCACGAGCAUCGCGACGAUUGAAAGAGAAAAGGGAUCCACCCGCGCCACUCUUCCCUCCCAAGGCGGCACCACCUCUGCAAGAAGACGACUACAGCCUUUCUCGAUUCAACCCCGCCGUACAAGACAUGCUGGAAGAGCACGUCCGUGGCACGCUUCCACAAGACAUAUUUCCGUUUAUCAAGAUGUCGCCAGAUGACAUGACAGCCAUGCAAGAUAACACUCCCGCAGCAUCUCUCCGCUCCGCAAAGCCGACAUGGGCGAAAUCCCGCUUAGCAAACGUCGAGCCACGCCAGCGCGUCAUUGUGUUUAUGGCCGGUGGCGCAACAUACUCCGAAGCCCGCGCCUGCUACGACGUCUCAGCCAAGACUUCGCGAGACGUGUUCCUCGUCACUUCACACAUGGUCAAGCCGCAGCUAUUUCUCCGCCAAGUUGGUGACCUGAGCGCCAACCGCCGUCAACUGCAUCUCCCACUCGACGGCCCACAACCACAAGCUCCGAAGCAUCUGUUCGAGAAGCCGGAGCCUCCCAAACCCGCACCGCCACCGGCAGGCACCAAGCCCAUGCCCUCGGGUCUACCACAGGGCCCGAGAGUAGCUGGCCCAAAACCACCAACGGCGCAGAUGGGCGCGAUCAACCUCAACGCGCCAGCACCAGCUCCAGCCCCUGCACCAACGUCAAGUAGCGGCAAGCAUAAAGACAGCAGUGGAAAGCACAAGGAUGAAAAGGACAAGGACAAGAAAAAGAAGAAGUUGCAUUUGUUUGGCUCCAAGCAUUAA
Messenger RNA from Parastagonospora nodorum SN15, 2196 nucleotides. RefSeq lists its product as hypothetical. Gene Ontology annotation, biological process: intracellular protein transport; vesicle-mediated transport. The coding region runs from base 1 to 2196 and encodes 731 amino acids. The record is from RefSeq and is a predicted model, not a curated record. Gene Ontology annotation, cellular component: plasma membrane; secretory granule. Lineage: Eukaryota; Fungi; Ascomycota; Dothideomycetes; Pleosporales; Phaeosphaeriaceae. The transcript has 7 exons. Gene Ontology annotation, molecular function: syntaxin binding.